Asparagus officinalis (garden asparagus) is the source of this 1789-nucleotide messenger RNA. Its product is annotated as ninja-family protein Os05g0558800-like. Bases 282 to 1706 code for a protein of 474 amino acids. Lineage: Eukaryota; Viridiplantae; Streptophyta; Magnoliopsida; Asparagales; Asparagaceae. Gene Ontology annotation, biological process: negative regulation of DNA-templated transcription; jasmonic acid mediated signaling pathway. Gene Ontology annotation, cellular component: nucleus. The transcript has 3 exons. The record is from RefSeq and is a predicted model, not a curated record.
AAUGAGCAAAAAGUAAAUAAUAUAAAAAUAGCAAUAAUUUUUCCUUCAAGACUGCUUCCCCUCUUAUUUCAUCUGAGAUCGCUCCUCUCUCUCUCAGCUUUUGGGUUCAGUUUGAUAUCUGCUACUUCUGUUCAAAGGAAAGCAAAUUCUGGGUAUUUAAGGUUGAAUGGAUUCAGAUGUCUUAUUGCUCUCUGAAGAUGAAUAUGUGUUUCAGUGAGGAAAAACUAUAGAAAGUACUCAUUAACCUAAAGAGGAUAAGAACUGAGGUGCUUUACUGAAAAAUGGAGGAUGAUAAUGGGCUAGAGCUAAGUUUGGGCCUAUCCUUUGGUAGAUCAUCUGGCAAAUUGAAAAUCAAAGAUACUUCUUCAGAUCCUAAAGCAGAUGAAGGAAGUAAUAAUAAACUAACAAGUGACAGUAACUCUGUUGCCGACCCCUCUUUCAAGAACUUCUUCCAAAAGGGCACUGAGAACCAAGAUCAAAAGGGGAAACAGAAGUCUGCUCCAGAUUUGCAGCAGAGUGAGAAUUUCUUUACCGACCUUGGAAAAUCCUCUACUCCUGUGAUGGAUCAUCCCAAUGAUGAGUUGAACAGGUAUCAAGAGCUUUGGGACUCAAAUAACAAAACAACAGACAUUGAGGAAGAGAAACCAAGCAAGCGAAAGAUGCCAUUUGAGGAGAUAAACUUUCAAAACAAGCAUGAGAAGGUAGCUGAGUUCGCUGAUAGACAUGGUAAGAAUCUUACCGGCGUAAAUUUGAUGAGAAAUCCAUAUGUUCCAGUUACUACAGAAGAUGCUUGCUCAGGUGUUAACGAGGAGGUUGCUGAGUCAGAAGCAGAAGGAUCAAAUUCUUGGUUGGUUUCACAGCAGGAAGAGAAAUCUAAGAGCUCCGACAUUCCCAAGUUUUGUGAUAAGUAUGUUGUAACUGAUUCAAGCGGUAAAAAAGAGUUGUCUAUAUCAGGAAAUGAGUCCAGUCAAGAUCUUGGAAAAGUUGCAUAUGGGAUUCCCGUGCUUCAACCGUUAACUGUGACGAGUGUAGCUUAUCCAGUGCCUGUUACAAACACGGAGCGUCCUGUAGUUCAGGCAGCAAAUACGAAUAAUUUGCAGCUUUCUUUUGGCUAUUCGUCUGUCCAGCUUCCAACACUAGAAACAGGAUCUUCAUGGGCAUUUAACUCUCAGCCUCGGCAAGUUACUUCACUUCUCAGUAGGGAAGGAGCACCUAAUACACAGAAUUCUGAUGGUUUAAAGACAUCUCAUGUUCAACUUCAAGCCCCUCGCAGUUUAUCAGGAGGCACAAUACACGAGGACAAGUCACUUGAGUUUGCUAAAAUCAAUGUAAACAAUGUUCCUCAGAACGAUGAUCAAAGCAAGGGAGUCUUGGCUUUCUUACGGCAAAAGGAAAAAACAAGCCAAUCUAUUACCGUGGGCGGUCCUGAUGAAGGAUGUACUACUAUAAGGCCAGGCAUCGCCUCUGAUGUAAAGUUUGGAGGAUCUGGCUCAUAUCCCGAUCUACCGUGGGUCUCCACAACUGGAUCCGGUCCUAAUGGAAAGACAAUAUCCGGGGUCACUUACAAAUAUAACCAGAACGAGAUCAGGAUUGUUUGUGCUUGUCACGGCACACACAUGUCACCCGAAAAGUUUGUUCAGCAUGCAAGUGGCGAUUCAUCAUCUAAUGCAGAGAACAAUACUGCGGUGGCAUCGGCCAAGAGCUGAUCUUAUUAAAUCACAGCAGAUUAUGCUUUUUAGCUGAUCUUUUUAAAGCGGAAGGUAGGAUUAUUGGGUUUUUGCUUUUAAAA